AUGCAACUUCCCGCCCUACGGCAGGGAUUUCUACAGCGGAGUUCCCACCGGAAGAUUCUCCAACGGGAAGGUCCCGUCCGAUUUCCUAGGUUCGUCUUAUCGUUUCAAUUCAUCAAAUUCAGAAUUCCUUUUUGGUUCGCUAAAAAUUGGGUUUCCUCUGUUUUCCUUUUUGGGCAGUGGAAAAAUCAAAACCCACUACAGUUUCCUUUUGCCGCCUUCCACUGCCUUCGCCUCCUUCAAGAAUGA
Molecule: messenger RNA, 246 nt
Organism: Linum tenue
Lineage: Eukaryota; Viridiplantae; Streptophyta; Magnoliopsida; Malpighiales; Linaceae
Source: the annotation of a GenBank genome assembly